Molecule: messenger RNA, 1998 nt
Organism: Aspergillus caelatus
Lineage: Eukaryota; Fungi; Ascomycota; Eurotiomycetes; Eurotiales; Aspergillaceae
Product: HET domain-containing protein
Exons: 3
Coding region: 55-1998 (647 amino acids)
Source: RefSeq, a predicted model, not a curated record
GCUCGAGUUACAAUCAAUACUUGAUAGCACACGAGAAAACAGUACACCCAGAAGAUGUCUCCAAAUCCAGAACAUACCUCUCAUGUCAUCCUGCGCUCUUUUACUUACCCAACUCUUCCGCAAGAGCCUUAUACUACUCGUAUGAUCCGCCUUUUGCCAAAUAAGGAUAAGAGUGCUCCAAUACAGUGUGAGUUGUUCAACUAUGAUUUAUCAGAGACAGGAGGUGGAGCGCACCUCUAUCAGGCGCUUUCUUAUGUGUGGGGAAGUGAGGAGAAGCCUGAAUCAAUCAUUUUGAAUGGCUGCACUUUCCAUGUCACCACAAAUCUCCACAGCGCACUUUUACACCUCCGAAACCGCCAACUAGAAAGAACACUUUGGAUCGAUGCAAUAUGUAUCAACCAGGAUGAGGAAGAUCAAGGACAUGAGAAAAGCAAGCAGAUCCCACUUAUGCGGAUGAUUUAUGCUCAGGCCGAACGCGUCAUUGUCUGGCUUGGAGAUGCCACAGAAAAUGGCGAUAAAGCGCUCGACGGAAUUCGUUGCCUUGCGGAAGAACAGUAUACAGCCUCCACUUUGAACACUUCGGAAAACUAUGAUGCGUGCCUGCGGUUGCUACAACAAGAUUGGUUUAGCCGUAUCUGGGUGCUUCAGGAAGUUGGUGUCGCACGAUGUGUUAAUAUAAUGUGUGGCUCUGUUUCCAUCAAUGGACAUAUUUUCUGCGAAGGCCUUACCAGACUAAGGCUUUCUCCGAAUCUCCGGAGCAGGAUUGGCCCUGUCGCCUAUCUCAUAAGAGGUGCGCUUUAUCGCCCAACAUACGAGUUUGGUUCACGCGGGCCCAUCUUUAUAGGGGAGCUCAUUGGCAUGUAUCAUCAUCAUAAUGCGACCAAGCAGCAUGACAAAGUAUAUGCGUUGCUAGGCUUAUGUGCCGACCCGAUCACAGCUGUCCGAGAGCCGAACUAUAACCUCCCAUGGAAGGAGGUAUUCAAGGAGGUUACCAAUUCUCUAUUCCCUGAAUGUUCGGUGGAGACAUGGAACGAGAUAGGAACAGUUGUUAUCAAAGGCAAAGGAUGGAUUUUAGGCCAUGUAGACUCUGUUGAGGAGCAUUUUCCUGAAUUUGGCAAACAAAAAAUUGAAGUUCUCUUCAAUAACACUGCCGAGUCAUUGGGCAUUAUAGAUCGUUGGGAAACUAAUUGGAAGCCCCAGGCUUCCGCAGAGUUAAUUCAGGAUGGUGAUAUCAUCUGUCUUCUGAAAGGGGCUUCAAAGCCAAGUGUUAUACGAUUGUGUAAAGAUCAUUUCACCAUCGUUACACCAGCAGUGACACCUCAGAAAAGACAACAGAAAGAGAGUCCAGUAGCGAUAUCUCAGGAAAGGUAUUCUACGAGUGGUCUCUGUGAUAUUCUCCUCACCUGGAAAACCUCACUCGCUAAAACAAACCGUAAAGAAAAGUCUGAGAUUAUGUUCCCGCUCAUUAAAACACCAGACUUCCGAGAAGAGCCAUUCGAGGCUCGGAAAAGAUUGAAACAUACAACGCUGGUUGUGAUAGAUAUUGCCCUGAGGAUAUUAGAGCGUGGAAUGCCCACAACCAAGGUAAUAGAGCAACUACUCCGUCAAAGUGGAACAAAUGAUCAAAUCAUCAAAGAAUUGGUUAGGGUUGUCAAAAAUGAAGAUGAACCUUCUACAGUGACACUUUCACGAGAUCCCUUGCGGGACCAAGGAAAUAACCUACGAAUCCCAGAAGAAACAAUUAUAGCUGCAAUAAUCGAUGCUGGAUCGUAUGGUUUUAUCAUUGUUGAACUCUUCCUGCAGUACCAAGGAAUGAACCUCCCAGUCUCUGAAGAAGUGGUGAAGGCAGUGGCAGGGAGGCAGCGGCAGGGAAUAAUGGACAUUAUGGACCUAAAAUCCUUGGGAUUCUUAUUCAACAAGGCAAGAGUCUCCCAGUCUCUGAAGAAGUGGUCAGGGCAGCGGCAGGGAAUGAUGGACAUUAUGGACCUCAAAUCCUAA